Molecule: messenger RNA, 1278 nt
Organism: Papaver somniferum (opium poppy)
Lineage: Eukaryota; Viridiplantae; Streptophyta; Magnoliopsida; Ranunculales; Papaveraceae
Product: ABC transporter F family member 4-like
Exons: 4
Coding region: 1-1278 (425 amino acids)
Source: RefSeq, a predicted model, not a curated record
AUGGGAAAGGAUCAAAGUAAAUUGUUUUUCAGCAACACGAUAUUCUUGAGAAAUCUGUAUGAAAGGAACAAAGACAAAGUAGAGUUGCAAGCUGGAGAAUCGGAGCGACUUGCUGAGAUUGACAAGAACAUAAAGGAAUGGCAAGAACAGGAAAGGAUUUUUCAGGAAUCAAUGAAAACAACUAAAUCAAAGUAUACAGGAAAGAAAUUUGAUGAUUUGGAAAAUGUGUUCGCACAGAAACAAGACAGAGAAUCAUCGGGAAAAGGAAAUGAACAUGAAAUGAACUCUGCAGCGAGCGAUCAACCAACAGAUGGGAAUGAAACGAGAGUAAACAUAGAAGUCGAAGAUUCAAUGGCUGUGAACAAUGAAGACACUCAAGAAAUGAACGAGUCGUUGUCAGAUGGAACUCCAAUCGAAAACAUUGGAAUAUCUGUUGGAAUAGUAGAAGAGAAGGAUGACAUACAAAUGGGAGAGAAGAGUCCGUCUGUUGAACAAAAUGAUGAGAAGAACAAUAAGGAAGUGGUUGUGUAUGAAACUCCUCCAAUUACAACAAUAAAAACAGAUGAAUCUGGAUAUGUGCAUACAGGAGCUGCAAUACGGCAAGGGUUGAAGCAAAUGUAUAAUGCGGAUGCAGUUGAAGAGAAAACUGAAGAGGAAACCGAAUCAGAGGAACAAUCCAAUGAUACAAAAGCAUCAGAAAGACAACAACAGCAGGUCAGUUCUCUUGUGAAACGGGUGAAGAAAGGAGAAAGGCUAAAGAGAAAGACGUAUAAACUUCAAAAUCAAACACCUCCUAAACGUAAAAGGGCACAAAGGAAAGGUGGAAAAGGAAAAAAGAAGAAUGAGGAGGAGGAGCAAAGGGAAAUAAUUGACGUCGACAGUCACAUUGACGUCACACCACCCGAAUCCAAAAGACUGAAAAAGCCACAAAGACUAAAAUUGUGGAAAUCAUGCAGUGAGAACGAAAAAAACUCAUCCAUCCAUUCUUUGAGAAUGCAACUGAAUGUACCAUUGACUAAAUUGCUGAAUGAAAUGGGCCACAAAGAUCCAGAGACAGGUGGUGAUAUCGAGACAAGCUUUUCACAUUACACUGUACCAGCACAAGACGGAUGCGAUUGUGCAAUGCACACUUGCAUGUACUUGAAGAAUUUGGUAAAGCGUGGAAACUGUGAAAACCUAUCCGAAAUCACUAACUUAGAUGAGAAGUUGAAUAAGAAGAGAGUGAAGAUUGCAGCAAGAAUCUUGGCAGAAUUGGGUUCAUGGAAUAAACCGGAAUAA